AUGAACUUCCAAGUUUCGCCUAUAUUACAAAAUUCUAUCUCGUGGUCUGCAAAUUCUACAAAUGGUUCAUUCAUAGCGAAUAGAGAAUAUUUGGUUCGUAAUAAGGAAAAUUCGACAAUUCAGUUUUCAGAAAAUCCAAAAGGUUCAUACAGUAAUGGAAAUACUUUAAAUGUUGAUAGACAAGUUUCUGCUAGAUGCACUUCAAUUCCUCGCUAUAAUUCUAAUUUCUGCAAAUACUCAACUCCCAAUAUUCUAAAUUCGAAUUCUAAGAGGUUUAUAAUUGGAAUCCCAAAAACAAAUAUAUUAUCUCAUGUUAAUCCUGUAUUGAGUCGUUCAGUGAGCUUUUCAUCUGCUAAUAGUCAAUUAGUGCAAAAUUCCAGGAAUUACCUUGAAAAGCCUAUACCUUCAUCUAUAUCUUCUGUGGGUUCUCAACCCUCUAUUAAGGGGGUUAAUACUCAAAAUUCAAGUUCUACAAAUAUUAAUAAUACUUUUGGUUCGGCUAAUAAAACUAGUUUGUCUAAUACUUCACUGAAAAUUCCUCCUAGACAGAUAUCAUAUACAGCACGUCAGCCCUCUGUAUCUGCAAAGAUAAAUCCUAUAAGCUCGAAACACAAUAAUGCAAACUUGAAAAUUCCAUUUAUUCGAUUACCUUCUAUUUCAUCACGAUCUUAUAUUCAUAGUAUUUCAUCUCAACACUUACCAAUUCCUUAUGUAAAUAAAUCUGCAGGUAUAUCUAGUGCAAAUUUUGCAUAUACUUCAUCUUUUAAAUCUUCUGAGACUCCUAACCAAAGUUUAGAUGUAAUUAAUGGUAAAUCACUGAUUUCAAAUAACAAAUUAAUAUAUAGGGGGUUUGAAGAUGUCAAUAAGAGAAAUUACAUACUUGAGAUAACAGAUGUAGAAAUUAACAUUCAAGACAUUAAAUUGAAAAAGUUGCUGGGAAGAGGUGCAACAAGUCUAGUAUACUUAGCUAUAUGGAGAGGAACUGAUGUAGCUGUUAAAUUAUUGGGAAAUUUAGCAGAUUUCCAAAAUGUAGAGAAGGAAAGUGAGAUACCUUGUCUGAUAAGCAAUGAAAAAAAUUCGCUGCGAUUAAAAGAAUUUGAAGGUGAGGUAAAUAUAAUGAAACAUGUAAGGCAUCCAAAUAUUAUACUUUAUAUGGGUGGAAAUAUUAGGUCUAAUCCACCUUUCGUUGUAACUGAGUAUUGUGCAGGUGGUUCUUUGUUUAACUUGUUGUAUGGAAUGUCUCGACAUAAUCAAGAGUCAGAUCAAGUAACAUUUACCGGUCCAUCUUUUAAGCUGACUAUAUAUCAAAGACUAAAAAUUUUACUUGAUAUUGCAAGAGGGAUUUAUUUUUUACACUCUUCAGAUCCACCUAUUGUUCACCGAGAUAUUAAGUCUUUAAAUAUACUCUUAGCAUAUCCUGUGGAUAAUCAAAAUGAUGUCCCAUUGGCAAAAGUUGGCGAUUUAGGUCUAUGUAAACAUGCUUCAAAUGGUAAUGAAGGAAGUUAUUGUGGAAAUAAAAUAGAAAAUGUUGUUGGUACAUACCAAUGGAUGGCACCUGAAGUCAUCACAAAUCAAAUAUACAACACAUAUAUUGAUGUAUAUAGUUUUGGAAUGAUCAUUUACGAACUUGUAACUAACAAGACACCUUUUCUUGAAUUUGGGGUUAAUGUUGAUCCUGAUAUCUUAGUUAGUGAAAUUAUCAAGGGCACACGACCAUGCAUGGAUUAUAUUAUUGAAAAUAUACCUCAAGAAAUUAUCAAACUUAUGCAGAGUUGCUGGGAUCAAGUACCAUUAAAUAGACCAAACAUGAUGGAUGUUAUUAGUGAUUUAAUUCUGUUAAUAAAUAAAUCUCAUUCAACACAAAAUAUUUAG
Cryptosporidium muris RN66 is the source of this 1872-nucleotide messenger RNA. Its product is annotated as protein kinase domain-containing protein. The transcript has a single exon. Gene Ontology annotation, molecular function: protein kinase activity; ATP binding. NCBI's taxonomy places the organism in Eukaryota, Apicomplexa, Conoidasida, Eucoccidiorida, Cryptosporidiidae. The coding region runs from base 1 to 1872 and encodes 623 amino acids. Gene Ontology annotation, biological process: protein phosphorylation. The record is from RefSeq and is a predicted model, not a curated record.